AUGUCGGCGUCAUCAACACCAUCAUCACUGUUGUCUCGAUACGAGCAAUAUGUGGCGGAAGAUGUCGCGUACCACAAAGCGUCUACGCCAGUCUCGGAAAUGCCUUCGUGCACCAACAUGUUUGACAAGUGGGCAGCGUGUUUCGCGCUAGGCCCGCAGCUGAAGGCGGUGUAUCGGUACGGUGGGCUACAAGACUGCAAGGCCAAGUUGGACGAUUUCAAGCACUGUUUGACAAUGAAAGCGCUUGCUUUUGCAGCAGGUCCACCGAAUCCAGCGAAAGAUCGGGCUGUUCUCGAACCAUGCGACGCCGAUGUGCUGGCGCGCUCGAUCUUGGGACGAGCGGUUUGCUAUGGGACGACUCUCGCCGAUGACAGACUAUCGGAUGCAGCAUUGCCUCUACCGCAUCUAAUAGCUCAUAGUGCUGUUUGA
Messenger RNA from Mycosarcoma maydis (corn smut), 429 nucleotides. RefSeq lists its product as uncharacterized. NCBI's taxonomy places the organism in Eukaryota, Fungi, Basidiomycota, Ustilaginomycetes, Ustilaginales. The coding region runs from base 1 to 429 and encodes 142 amino acids. The record is from RefSeq and is a predicted model, not a curated record. The transcript has 2 exons.